Amblyraja radiata (thorny skate) is the source of this 1900-nucleotide messenger RNA. RefSeq lists its product as uncharacterized. NCBI's taxonomy places the organism in Eukaryota, Metazoa, Chordata, Chondrichthyes, Rajiformes, Rajidae. The record is from RefSeq and is a predicted model, not a curated record. The transcript is spliced from 2 exons. Bases 38 to 1165 code for a protein of 375 amino acids.
CCCCUCCAUCUCCCCUGGCCCAUUCUCUGCAAAGGGCAUGGGCUGCAGUCCGCAGCAUGGAUCACCCUGGCUGGCUUACGGGCUGCCUCUCGGUCCCUCCCUCUCGGGAACCGGACCGACCGGUUCGUUCUCAGCCAUGGAGGAGAGCGAAGGCGAGUGGGAGAGCUUGGUCGCAGAGGGAGACUUACAAGCCCGGGGGGUGGCGGACUCCAGGGGUCGCGGGGGAGUGGCCGAGCCCAGAGCCUUGACCCAGCCGCCCGGCCACAGCUCGGGGGCUCCGGCUGCAGCUAACCCAGAUGAGAAGACGAUCAGGGGCGUGUCCAAUGAACUGACGGUUAUUGCUGACACAGCUCAACGGCAUCGCUUUCCCAGAGCUGAAGACAAUUCCUGUGGGCAUGAAAUGGAACCAAGGCAACAGACGACUGGCCCGGUCUCCCUCGAAUCGGACUUCUUUGUAUCGAUGAAACUUGCUGCCGUUUUAGCUUUCAUCUUUGUCGCCGUCACCAUCUUAUUGGUCUGCUCCAAGCAAAACGAGCCACUUCCCAUCCACCCCGCCUCACCGAAGUUCAUUCAGCAACACGCACUGAAUCAAAAGCUUCAUAAACUGAGGUUGUUUUUCCCAAGACAGUCAGACAGUUUCUGGGCAGCACUGGAGAAGAUUUUCAAUCAGCUUCCCGCUGACCCUGGUCAGAGACUCCAAGCUCGGUUAGUUGGAGUUGGAUACGGAGAUUCAUGGAACACCAUGCUUUGCCUCUGCAAGACUAUUACGAGUUUAUUGCUAGUUGGUGCCGGUGAUCUGGGUCCAGAUGGGGUGAGUAAAAUGUGGGAUGACAGCCAGGUUCUCUGGUCACAAGGCGGUUCCUCUCCCAGACCAGGCACCACCAACGUUAUAAUUGCAGAAAUUGUGAAAAAUCACACCUGUACUGUAACCCUGAGCCUACAUCCAGUCACUGAGCCAACAGAUGCACCAACAACCCUCAUCUCAGUGGGGUCUAUUCAAGCGCAGCCCAAGCAGGAGAUAUUUCCUUCUAAUUUCACGCUGAGAAUCUUGGCCAAGGUUUUGCGCCAUCUUAACCAAACAGUCCCCAUUAAUGCAGACAUCCCAAACACUAUUGUUGUAGUAGUGAAUCCGGAGGACCACUUGGAGAGGGGCUUUCUCUGCUGAGUCUGGUCAUUUUGAUGGCUAGUUUCGCCUCGACUUUAUUCGGUAAAGAACUCAGGAAAGAAAAGUAUAGUAUAAGCAGUUUGUGACUAGAACAAAAGGUGAGUGUUGAUAGUGGUUGACAGGCAAAUGUGUGGAUAACGUUUGAGGAUCAGCACUGUGAACAGAGGAUCUCAGGUCUCAUGGCACGUAGAAAAGUACAGCACCAGAACAAGCCCUUCGGCCCACAAUGUCUGUGCCAAACAUGACGUCAAGCUAAACUAACCUCAUCUGCCCACACAUGAUCCAUAUCCCCCCCAUUCCCUGCAUACCCAUGUGCCUAUCCAAAAGCCUCUUGAACGGCACUAUCGUGUUUGCCUCCGACAAAACCCUUGGCAGCGUGUUCCAGGCACCCACCACUCUCUGUGUAAAACAAACUGGUCCCAACCAUCUCCUUUCAGCUUUGCCCCUCUCACCUUAAAGCUAUGCCCUGACGAUUUAUGAUUUUUGCACCCUGGGGAAAAAGAUUUUCUGCAUGUCUACCCGAUCUAUGCAUCAAAUAGUAACUGAGGGAGCAGCACUUAGAUUAAUGUUGGAUGUAAUGUUGACAUUUGCUGCAGUUUGAUAAGUUAACUGAGUGUGUGAUUCAUACUGACCUUGAACUGAAGGAUGUCUGUGCUGCCUGGAAAUCAUUUUAAGAUUUGUAUUGUAGUAUGUUACCAAUUUGAAAUGAAUCUCAGUCAAUGUACAAAUGAUAGU